GUGAUGUCAACAGGAUAACAUGUAGCUGUCGACAUGGGACUUACAGUGUCGUUUGUUAAAAAACGUUUUUGUGUUUAAACGCUCUGGUUUGAGAAUGAGGGGCGUUAACCACAUAGUUUUAUUGUUUUCCUUUUUGCUGUUAUUCAUAAACCCGUGCGUGCCAGAGCGAGCCGAGAGCAAAAAGCCGUUGGACCUGCGCGAGAGAGAUGACGACCGAGGAGGGGAUGUGAGCCAUAAAGAUUCUCCAGCUGAAAACCAGCAAACAUCUAUAAAACGUGAUAAAGAUGGACACGAUUCAGUCGACCCACAAAAGGAUGGACAGUCUGUCAGCAAGUCCAAUGACACUGAUAACUACAGCAACAAGACCCUCCACUCUACAACACAUGCUGUUAAGCCGACGACCCCGGCACCCCCAACUGCCAAACCCAUUCUGCCUGUGCAGACAGGGGUCAAAGCCCAAGAAGAAGAGCAGUCCAGCGGGUUGACCAUAUUCUUCAGCCUGUUGGUUAUUGGUAUCUGCAUCAUAUUGGUGCACCUGCUUAUCAAGUUCAAACUGCAUUUUCUUCCAGAGAGCGUGGCUGUCGUGUCUCUUGGGAUACUAAUGGGAGGCUUCAUUAAGAUCAUAGAGUUCCAGGAACUGGCCAACUGGAAGGAAGAGGAAAUGUUCCGACCCAACAUGUUCUUCCUUUUGCUGCUGCCACCCAUCAUCUUCGAAUCUGGAUACUCUUUACACAAGGGUAACUUCUUCCAGAACAUUGGCUCCAUUACUCUCUUUGCUGUGAUCGGCACCGCAAUUUCUGCAUUCAUAGUUGGAGGAGGUAUCUAUUUCCUUGGGCAGGCUGAUGUGAUCUAUAAGAUGUCAAUGACUGAUAGCUUUGCCUUUGGCUCACUGAUCUCAGCUGUGGACCCUGUGGCUACCAUCGCCAUCUUUAAUGCCCUCAACGUGGACCCGGUCCUCAACAUGCUGGUGUUUGGUGAGAGCAUCCUCAAUGAUGCUGUCUCCAUUGUUCUCACAAACACAGCGGAGGGGUUCUUUUCCCGCUCAGAUAACUCCAUGGUAACAGGCUGGGAGACUUUUUUGCAAGCCCUUGGUUAUUUCCUGAAAAUGUUUUUUGGCUCUGCUGCGUUGGGAACCCUCACUGGACUCAUCUCAGCUCUUUUUUUAAAACACUUUGAUCUGAGGAAGACCCCUUCACUGGAGUUUGGUAUGAUGAUAAUCUUUGCGUACCUUCCCUAUGGCCUGGCAGAAGGCAUCAAACUGUCUGGUAUAAUGUCCAUCCUGUUUGCGGGAAUUGUGAUGUCUCACUACACCCAUCACAACUUGUCUCCUGUCACGCAGAUCCUCAUGCAGCAGACACUGCGCACAGUGGCCUUCAUGUGUGAAACAUGUGUGUUCGCAUUUCUUGGUCUCUCCAUCUUCAGCUUCCCUCAUAACUUUGAAAUAUCAUUCGUCAUCUGGUGCAUAGUCCUGGUUCUUCUCGGACGAGCAGUGAACAUCUUCCCUCUGUCGUUUCUGUUGAACUUUUUUAGAGACCACAAGAUCACACCGAAAAUGAUGUUCAUCAUGUGGUUUAGUGGUUUACGAGGUGCUAUCCCCUACGCGUUGAGCCUUCAUUUGGGCCUGGAGCCCAUUGAGAAACGGCAGCUAAUUGGCACCACCACCAUCAUCAUCGUUCUCUUCACCAUCCUCCUUCUUGGGGGAGGGACCAUGCCACUCAUUCGCAUCAUGGACAUUGAGGAAAGCCAGUCACGGCGGAAGAACAAGAAAGACAUCAAUCUCAGCAAGACAGAGAAAAUGGGUAAUACCAUUGAGUCAGAGCACCUAUCUGAACUGACAGAGGAGGAGUAUGAGGCUCAUAUCUACCAGAGACAAGAUCUAAAGGGCUUUAUGUGGCUUGAUGCUAAAUAUCUUAACCCCUUCUUCACUCGCAGACUCACCCAAGAGGAUCUGUUACAUGGCCGGAUCCAGAUGAAGACUCUGACCAACAAGUGGUACGAAGAAGUUCGCCAGGGACCCUCAGGCUCCGAGGAUGAUGACGACGAAGCAGAACUUCUGUGAAGUGAACAAACACUUUCAGUCUGUAAGAAAACAAUGAAUGGACAUUGUGUGUCCUGGGCUGAGGGAGUGUGUGUGUAUGUAUGUGUGCAUUUGUCUGUCUUUCUGUGUGUGUAGACAAGCCCUCUUUUCAGUGUCAGUCACAUGCACUUCUUGUUUGUUCACCUGCCACCAACUUUCAUGUGACAGAGAAGUCUCAGUCAGAGCCCAGAGUGUGUGUGUUUUUUUUACACAGAGUGGGCCGGAAUGUGUCAAAUCACAGUGUAGUUCCAGUAAAACUGGUUUUGAAAACUUGUAACACUGAAUGAAGCAGAAAAAAAAGAAAUCUGUGAAAAUGAUAUCCUCAUAUGAAUGCCAUAUUGUUACUUGCGAAAGAAACCGACUGGAUAUCAGAUUAGGUGUGUGUUCCAGUUUACUGAACUGCAGAACAGCACAUCAGACAUUUUGAUCCUGAGAAUCUUUUCCCAGGUGUGUCUUUAUUAAAGGUUUAAGUCUGGAGGGAAUACGGCAGGGAAGCCAAGAGGGACAUUUUCUAUAUAAAGCAAUACUAGAGCACCUUUUCACUUUCUCUCUUCACUUUUGUAGUGUACUUCUCUAUGUGAUGCCAACUUAUUUAAGGUCUGCUGGAAGUUUUACUUUGUGUCAGAGGAAGGAUGCAACAUAAUGUCGCUACAGGCUUGAUUUCUACUGUGGGAUUUGUAAUAAGCCACAAGUUGCUGCUUUGAAUUGCUUCCUUUUGAGCUCAAUUUAAAUUCUCUCCCGGGGUCUAAACAUUUGUAUGCAUUAAUGACUCCGAGUUAAUACAUAUACUCAUACGUAUGUAAUGAAGAUAAAAUACCAGAGUGAUGCUACCGCUACCCCCUUCAGCAACAAAGCAGAGAAAAGCAGCAGAGAGCUAAAACUACUAUGUUGGGUGAAACUAAUAAUUUUGAAAAGAAACACCUGGUUUACAGGAGAAUAAUGAUGCUUCAGAAAAUUGAAAAUUACUUUCAUUUUCCAAUCAUAGUUCCAGAUUGGUUUCCCUGAACGAAUUUUUCUGUGCUUAUUUUCAGUCUUUGGGGAGGCUCAAGCCACUAUAUUGUGUAUGCAGUAGAACUUGAAUCGUUGCUUUUGUGAUUUUUCAUUGUGGAUUCCUAAUGAAGAUAGGCACCAGUGAAUGUGUGGGUAAUGGGGAAAAAUGUCUUGCGAAUGUUAAUCUAUUUUUUUCUAUUUAUUUAUGAAAUGUUUAUGUGUUUUGGGGAUAAAGGCUUUUAUACAAGCUCUGUGAGCACUGCAGAAUUAUAGAAAAAAACCUAUAAAAAAACAUUGACACCUGAAGAGGACUUACUGACUAUAUUUAUGACCCAUGUCCUGUCUUUGAAAUACAGUUUUAACAGAAAAGCA
Plectropomus leopardus (leopard coralgrouper) is the source of this 3439-nucleotide messenger RNA. It is a transcript of the gene slc9a8, whose product is annotated as solute carrier family 9 member 8. Gene Ontology annotation, biological process: regulation of intracellular pH; sodium ion transport; proton transmembrane transport. Gene Ontology annotation, molecular function: sodium:proton antiporter activity; potassium:proton antiporter activity. The record is from RefSeq and is a predicted model, not a curated record. Gene Ontology annotation, cellular component: membrane. NCBI's taxonomy places the organism in Eukaryota, Metazoa, Chordata, Actinopteri, Perciformes, Serranidae.